GUUUACGUUUACAAACGGGGGGGAUAUCAUCGUCGUGAUGAUAACACCUCUCUUUCUGGAUGUCUGGACUCUGGAUAAAUGAUGAUAAUAGUAAGCGAUAUUGUGAAAGUUUUAUUUCACUGAAAGGCGUUUUUACUCUUUCUCUUGGUGUUCCUCCUGUUAUUUCAUAACCACAUAAGUCGCAGCAGCAUGUAUGAAAAAUGAGCAUCCUAAAGAAGAAAGUCCAAGAGUUCGAGGACUGCCUAUCAGCUAAGAAGGUUGAUCCGCGUCAACUUAAAAAAUUGUGUUUCAAUGGUAUUCCAGAUCAAGGUAGUCUCCGACCACUCUGCUGGAAAUUACUUCUAAACUACAUGCCGUACGAGAGAGACAAAUGGAAUGAGACUUUAAAACAAAAGAGAGAUUUGUAUAAAUCGUUUAUUGACGAUCUCAUUGUUAUUCCUGGAGAAUCUAAUCUUGAGGCUGGUAGGGUAGAUGUAACAACCGAUGAUCAUCCUUUAAAUUUAGAUCCAGACAGUAAAUGGCAGACAUUCUUCAAAGAUAACGAAGUACUGUUGCAGAUUGAUAAGGACGUAAGGAGGCUAUGUCCAGAUAUUUCCUUCUUUCAACAGGGUAGCGAGUAUCCAUGUGAGGCUAUUAUUAACAGUAAUGGACAGAAGCGUUUGCAUCAAAGAGUACAUCAUACUGUGUUAAAAAGUGCCAGUGUGGAGAGGAAAGGCUUGGGUGUUACUAAGAUUGCUGUUCCUGCCAGAAAAGCUAUUGAGGAUUAUGCUCCUUUAGAAGGUGGUGAAGCACACUGGGAAGUGCUGGAGAGGGUCUUAUUUUUGUAUGCGAAAUUGAAUCCUGGCCAAGGAUAUGUACAGGGUAUGAACGAAAUUGUUGGACCUAUCUACUAUGCGUUUGCUUGUGAUCCUGAUCAAAAAUGGAGGGAACAUGCUGAGGCUGAUACAUUCUUUUGUUUUACUAACCUUAUGGCUGAAAUAAGGGAUUUUUUUAUCAAGUCAUUGGAUGAAGCUGAAUUUGGAAUAAAUGCCAUGAUGAAUAAGCUUAUGCAUGAGUUGAAAAUCAGUUCUUAUGAAAUUUGGAUGCGAUUAAACCAACAAGAAUUAUGUCCACAAUACUACAGUUUUAGAUGGUUGACUCUCUUAUUAUCUCAAGAAUUUCCACUGCCAGAUGUGAUGAGGAUAUGGGACUCAUUGUUCUCGGAUGAGAACAGAUUUGAAUUUUUGAUUCAUAUUUGCUGCGCCAUGAUUUUACUGUGCAAGGAACAGAUACUAACCGGUGAUUUUGCAGCCAAUGUCAAAAUGUUACAAAACUUUCCAUCUACUGACGUACAGAUUGUGUUGUCCAGGGCGGCUGAACUUGCAGAAAAAACCUCUUUGUAAUGUGAUGAUUUACAAAGACUUGGAUCAAAAGCAAUUUUUUGAUUAAAGAUGAAUAUGUAUUUUGUAAUAAGUAUAUAUUUUUCAAGUGAGCAUUAGCUCAAAAAAGU
Molecule: messenger RNA, 1489 nt
Organism: Phymastichus coffea
Lineage: Eukaryota; Metazoa; Arthropoda; Insecta; Hymenoptera; Eulophidae
Product: TBC1 domain family member 13
Exons: 1
Coding region: 201-1382 (393 amino acids)
Biological process (GO): intracellular protein transport; activation of GTPase activity
Molecular function (GO): GTPase activator activity
Source: RefSeq, a predicted model, not a curated record